This is a messenger RNA of Helobdella robusta, 1125 nucleotides long. RefSeq lists its product as hypothetical. Gene Ontology annotation, molecular function: protein binding; structural constituent of nuclear pore. Gene Ontology annotation, biological process: poly(A)+ mRNA export from nucleus; transcription-dependent tethering of RNA polymerase II gene DNA at nuclear periphery; protein import into nucleus. The record is from RefSeq and is a predicted model, not a curated record. NCBI's taxonomy places the organism in Eukaryota, Metazoa, Annelida, Clitellata, Rhynchobdellida, Glossiphoniidae. Gene Ontology annotation, cellular component: nuclear pore outer ring. The transcript has 7 exons. The annotation marks the transcript as partial.
GCUUGCCGUGUUAAUGUUACUAAUAUUUUAAAAACGUUUUAAAAAAUUUAUUUAAUAAAUUAAAAAUUCACUAAACGAUUUUCGGAUACAUUAAUUUUAAUUUUUAAAAUUAAAAAUAUGUUUGGAACGCGAUCGAGAUCUUUCAUUUCGAACACCUCCAUCACCAGAACUCCAACUGCUGCUGAUGCCAGUUCUCGCGUUCUCGCUGCUUCCACCAAUGUUUCAAAUCUUCGGAGAAAAAGCGCCAUCUAUGCAGUUAAAAAGUCCAAAUCAUUUUUGACACCAAGUCGUGGGGACAAGAGUAUUCUAAAUGCGACAACAUCAGAAUUUCCACUGUCUAUGAAUGAGAUUAGUGCACCUAAUUAUCAAUUGUCUGAGUACAACGGCUUCAUUCCUAUCACUGUAGUCAACUCACUUCAUGCUAAUGCUUCAAUCACUUGUCUAUUGGAUGAUGGCUUAGCCUACUCGAUUGAUAAUGAAUCAAGAAAAAUCGUCCUUUGGGAUAUUAAUAGCAAAACUGAAUCCUUUCAGGAAUUAAUUCUUCCCCAAGUAAAAUCACUAAUCGAGAGUCAAAAAAUUGAUGGCUACAGACUGGCUGCCAUCUUGAAAAAUGGCUUCUCUCAAUCCGUUUCCUGUCUGGUACUGGCCUCAAAUGGAUAUUUAUGCUUUUGGGGCGAUGUUUCUUAUGCACAGUCUCUGGUUACAAUGACGAUAUCUUCUGAAAGGGGUUUGCUGGACUGCUGUGUUUCUGUUGUCAGCAUUUCGAAUGGCUUCAUUGUUGGUUGGAAGUCUGGUUUGCUCACCUAUUUGCUGCUUGAUCAGGGUCACCUGAAAGCAUCAACCAUGAGAGGUCAGCAAGGUAGAUUGAAUAGGAUUGGUCGACGAGUUACAUCAAUUAUUUUUGGCUCGGCCAAUAGCGAAUCAACUCCUCAGGGUGGCAGCCAAUCACAGUCGUUAAAGAAAUUAUUAGCCGGUAAAAAAGACCAACAGAGAGAGGAUUGUAAAUAUUUCAGCCAAGAAUUGUACGUCCUAUUAAAUUGGGCGCUACAAAAAUGGGUUGUUUCCGCUGAUAGUGAUAAGAUGUGUUACAGCAUUAACUUACAGAAUAUUAUAACGAAUAAUUUG